Molecule: messenger RNA, 4178 nt
Organism: Peromyscus eremicus (cactus mouse)
Lineage: Eukaryota; Metazoa; Chordata; Mammalia; Rodentia; Cricetidae
Gene: Mark1
Product: microtubule affinity regulating kinase 1
Exons: 18
Coding region: 78-2480 (800 amino acids)
Biological process (GO): intracellular signal transduction; microtubule cytoskeleton organization; protein phosphorylation
Cellular component (GO): cytoplasm
Molecular function (GO): protein serine/threonine kinase activity; ATP binding; tau-protein kinase activity
Source: RefSeq, a predicted model, not a curated record
AGCCCUUCCGCGGCCCGCGGCCCGCCGGACCCCACACACCCCCCACCCCCCGGCUCGACCCCAGCCGCCCGCGCAAGAUGUCGGCGCGGACGCCAUUGCCCACGGUGAACGAGCGGGACACAGAGAACCAUACCUCUGUAGAUGGAUAUACUGAAGCACACAUCCAGCCUACCAAAUCAAGUAGCAGACAGAACAUUCCUCGGUGUAGAAACUCCAUUACGUCAGCAACAGAUGAACAGCCUCACAUCGGAAAUUACCGCUUACAGAAAACAAUAGGGAAGGGAAAUUUUGCCAAAGUGAAAUUGGCAAGACAUGUUCUAACAGGUAGAGAGGUAGCUGUGAAAAUAAUAGACAAAACUCAGCUAAACCCUACCAGUCUACAAAAGUUGUUUCGAGAAGUACGAAUAAUGAAGAUACUGAACCAUCCUAACAUAGUGAAACUGUUUGAAGUGAUUGAAACAGAGAAGACACUCUACUUAGUCAUGGAAUACGCAAGUGGGGGUGAAGUAUUUGAUUACUUAGUUGCCCACGGAAGAAUGAAAGAGAAAGAGGCCCGUGCAAAAUUUAGGCAGAUUGUAUCUGCUGUACAGUAUUGUCAUCAGAAAUGCAUUGUUCACCGUGAUCUUAAGGCUGAAAACCUUCUCCUUGAUGCUGAUAUGAAUAUUAAAAUUGCUGACUUUGGUUUUAGCAAUGAAUUCACAGUGGGGAACAAACUGGACACAUUCUGUGGAAGCCCGCCUUACGCUGCCCCGGAGCUUUUCCAAGGCAAGAAGUACGAUGGGCCGGAAGUGGAUGUGUGGAGUCUGGGCGUCAUUCUCUACACGCUGGUCAGUGGCUCCCUGCCUUUUGAUGGCCAGAAUCUAAAGGAACUGCGGGAGCGAGUCCUCCGGGGGAAAUACCGCAUUCCCUUCUACAUGUCCACGGACUGUGAGAAUCUCCUGAAGAAACUGUUAGUACUCAAUCCCAUAAAGAGGGGCAGCUUAGAGCAAAUAAUGAAAGACCGAUGGAUGAAUGUUGGUCAUGAAGAAGAAGAACUAAAACCAUAUUCUGAGCCUGAGCUCGAUCUCAAUGAUGCAAAAAGAAUAGACAUUAUGGUCACCAUGGGUUUUGCACGAGAUGAAAUCAAUGAUGCCUUAGUAAGUCAGAAAUACGAUGAAGUUAUGGCUACUUAUAUUCUUCUAGGAAGAAAACCACCUGAAUUUGAAGGUGGUGAGUCACUGUCCAGUGGAAACUUGUGUCAGCGAUCCCGGCCCAGCAGUGACCUGAACAACAGCACUCUUCAGUCCCCUGCCCACUUGAAGGUCCAGCGGAGCAUCUCAGCCAACCAGAAGCAGCGUCGCUUCAGUGACCAUGCGGGUCCCUCCAUUCCCCCUGCUGUAUCCUACACCAAGAGGCCCCAGGCCAACAGUGUGGAAAGCGAACAGAAGGAGGAGUGGGACAGAGACACGGCCCGGAGACUCGGCAGCGCGAUGGUGGGCUCCAAGAGCGAAGUGACAGCCAGCCCCCUGGUGGGUCCCGACAGGAAAAAGUCUUCGGCUGGCCCAAGUAACAAUGUAUAUUCUGGAGGAAGCAUGGCGAGGAGGAAUACGUACGUGUGUGAAAGGACCACGGACCGGUACACAGCACUGCAGAAUGGAAGAGACAGCAGCCUUACAGAGAUGUCUGCCAGCAGCAUGUCCUCUGCAGGUUCCACAGCAGCUUCUGCUGGCCCCUCAGCACGGCCCCGCCACCAGAAGUCUAUGUCAACCUCUGGCCACCCUAUUAAAGUCACACUGCCAACCAUUAAAGAUGGCUCUGAAGCCUACCGGCCUGGCAGUGCAGCUCAGAGGGCGCCUGCUGCUUCUCCGUCUGCUCACAGUAUUAGUGCUGCCGCCUCCACUCCAGACAGGACCCGGUUUCCCCGAGGGAGCUCCAGCCGAAGCACUUUCCAUGGGGAGCAGCUCCGAGAGCGCCGCAGCGCCACCGCCGCUUACAAUGGGCCUCCUGCCUCCCCGUCCCAUGAGACCGGCGCCUUGGCACACGCCAGGAGGGGGACGUCAACUGGUAUAAUAAGCAAAAUCACUUCCAAGUUCGUGCGCAGGGAUCCAAGUGAAGGCGAAGCCAGUGGCAGAACCGACACAGCCAGAAGUACAUCAGGGGAGCCAAAAGAAAGAGACAAGGAAGAGGGCAAGGACUCCAAGCCGCGUUCUUUGCGGUUCACAUGGAGCAUGAAGACCACUAGCUCGAUGGACCCCAAUGACAUGAUGAGAGAGAUCAGAAAAGUGUUAGAUGCCAACAACUGUGACUACGAACAGAAAGAAAGGUUCUUGCUCUUCUGUGUCCACGGAGAUGCUAGGCAGGACAGCCUUGUGCAGUGGGAGAUGGAAGUCUGCAAGUUACCUCGGCUCUCACUGAAUGGGGUCCGCUUCAAGCGAAUAUCUGGGACAUCUAUUGCCUUUAAGAACAUUGCAUCCAAAAUAGCAAAUGAGCUUAAGCUGUAAUGAUGUGUGAGCUCCAGGAACAGGGAAGAUGCACCCACAUCUGAGCUACAGGUUUUGAAUGUACUGGUGAUGCCUACUGUGGUCCACCUGUGAAUCUCCCAUGUAGAAUUUGUCCUUAAUGCAAUAAGGUUAUACAUAGUUAUGAACUGUAAAACUAAAGUCAGUAUGAGCUAUAAUAAGAAUCUGUAGCUUAAAAAGUAGGUUCACAUGUACAGGUAAGUAUAUUGUGUAUUUCUGUUCAUUUUCUGUUCAUAGAGUUGUAUAAUAAAAUAUGAUUGCUUUAAAACCUGUAUACUUGUCUAGAUCUCCACACAGAAAUGUAUGGUUAAUGCUUUGAAAUUUGAAAUUUGAAAAUGGUUUUCCUUGUUAUUUACAUUUUGGUUUUUUUUUUUUUAAUUCUUACCUCCAUCAUGCUAUUUUGAAUAUUGUGUCCAGGAUUAAAAGCGCACAGAAAUAGUCUUUAAAAUUGUAGCAUGAACUUUAUAAAAUUAUUUUGAAAUCAUAUUUAAUUUAAACCAGAAGUUGACAGUGGUUGGUGUCACUCAGUUUCUCCUGCUUUUCUUGCUGUCAGCCUGUGUCCAGACAAGGUGUAGUUGGGGGACACAAAGUGUUUACAGUGUCAGCACCUAGACUUUUCUAAACCAAGUGAAAAGAAACCAUAGCUUUGCCUUGAGCUAACUCAGAAGUACCAAGGUAAGAAAUGAGUUUAUUUUGCCCUUUGUUUUCUGACCUGCUAAUUAGCAGCAGAGAGUGAAAGAAUCCAUAGUUCACAUGGCUGUUGAGAAAUAAACCAGCACUUAGGUUUGCUGCCUUCGGAACACGCAGGGUAUCUGGGAAUGCAAGAGUGUCGGGAUGUCUCAUAGCACAAGCUCAUCUGUAUGAUGUUGAUGACUGCGUUGGCUAAGAUGUGAUGCCGCCUCAGGAACUGACAGGCAUUGGGAGCAUCUGCCCCAGUGUCCUCCCCAGCUCCAUCCACUCGUACCACUGUAGUGACCCACGAGCAAGACGUGCUCUCCACACCCAUUCAUUACAGAUUUAUGCUUGCCUGGUGGUUCACUUGGCUCCCUCAGAACCCGUUUGUUUUUGAUUUUUUGCUCAAAUUAUGUUUCUUCCACAACAUUAUGCCUGUAAUGUGCAGCUUUGUGACUGGUCAUUUGCCUUCUCUUCUUUGAUAAUUAGUGACGUAUGCAACGUAAAGCCACUAGUAAUGGUACCUUCUUAACGCUAACUUUGUACUGAAAAGCCUUGGAGGUUGACUGUGCGGUUUUAUUUAAUGUUGUGAUUCACUGUAAUAUCAGCAUAUGGCCCCAUCUGCAUACUCCUGAGGAAUAGAAAAUGCUCCCAAAGCUUACCAGUUGAGAGAAAAUUAUUGCUGUGAUCAGUGCUGUCCUUGGAAACUACCUGGCUGCUGCCAGUGUAGGUGAUGGGCUGUUCCACAAUGGCUUCCAGACAAAGGUGGUUUUAUCUUCUGUACUGUACUGUGAUUGAUGUAGCUUUCUUCUUAACAUUCUGUUCUAACUGAUGUGUUUUUUGCCUUAGGGAAGGGUAGGGGGCAACAAAACAAAAGCGUGUGGCCCCUUUUUAACCCGGUGUUCAUUCACAACAUUCAAUGCAGACCCUCAUUCACUCACUGGUGCACACUGAACUCUUACUUGAACAGAUCUCAUAAUAAAGCAUUUGUCUUUUGCUCUUUGUCGA